Molecule: messenger RNA, 11194 nt
Organism: Bradysia coprophila
Lineage: Eukaryota; Metazoa; Arthropoda; Insecta; Diptera; Sciaridae
Gene: mv
Product: lysosomal-trafficking regulator mauve
Molecular function (GO): protein binding
Source: RefSeq, a predicted model, not a curated record
CCAGUUUUUGCGAUAAUAAAAUUGAAGUGGUGUAUCAUAAUCGUUCUUUUGUGUUUACAUUUUAGUUUUGUAAGAUUGUGUUUAUUAAAGUGAAAUUAAACUGCGUUGAACCAUUUUUUUUUUUAAGAAAGAAAAGAGAAUUGGCAUUCAAUCAACGUCGUAAAUAAGUGUUUAGCGUGUGUGCUUUUAAUAUUGUUUGUUUAUAAAAUUUGUUCGUCCUACGACCAGUAACCGCGACGAUUUUGAUGUUAAUUUUAAGUUAAGGAGAGGAAAAUGGUAAAAAAUACAAAUGGAAGGUGAUACUUGCUGUGAUCUAAUAAAAUUCUGGACCAAAUUCAAUGCGGUCGAAGACAGUUCGUCAAAGGAGAAGUGGCUGGAAUUAUUUCUGUUCGCUUUCAAUCAACUUUCUGAAUCCACAAACUAUGAUCACUUACACAAACAUUGUUCAAUAUCAUCAUCAGCGGCAUCCAAGCUGACGUCCUAUAUGCUGCAGGCUGUUUACGAUAUCAUUUGUGCAUCGCUGAAGGAAGUCACAGAUGAUUUGGACGUUCCGAAGAAGAAUGGAGACGAUAAGAGAGACAUCACAACUAUAGUUGCACUCAGGGAAUUUAUAAUUCAUGGCAUUGGCGGUCGUAUUCUGGAAGCAUUUCAAAGUCUUGACACAAAAAAAAUCAUAUGCGCCCGAGAAUUGACAAGUCUAUUGGUGAACCUAUUCCCAACACAUCCGUGGACAUUGUCCCAUCCCGAAUACAAGACAAAAUGCGUGGUCGACAAUUUAUGGAUGCUCCGAAAUGUGCUCGAAUCAAUUGAAAAUUUGAAAUUGCCGAAACGUCCGACUGAAAAACGAGGAAGCAAUGACAGCAUCUUCACUGAAAAUUCAUCAAGAAUUCAAUACAGCUUGUCAGCAUCGGAAGAUGAAUUGUUUAACGGCAUCGCCGUGUGGAACGACCCAGAACUGUACCAUUCGCCGGAGUUCUUGGAAUGGCAGUCAACCAACUAUUCGUGUGAUUACAUUGCGUCGAUAAUUUUCAAUUUGUUAAUGAAACUCACGGUCGAAGAGAGCAUACUGAGUGUCGACAAAAAGAGUGUCUGUGUGCAAAGUCUAAAUUUUUCGGUUGAGUGUUACUGUACGAUUGCUAAAAACGACGCGUUCCAAUGUGAAAACCGCGAACCAUUGCGAUCCAAGGCCUUGACGCUGUUGCUGAUGUGCAUGAAAAAUAUCAUGGUGAACGCUAAACGGUUUGAAGAUCAUAUCAAGGUGCUGUCGCUAUUCGAAAAGCUAUACGGAAGCAUCGGAUUGAGUGAUGGUGACUGCAUGAGCGCUAUUCAAUCGGAACAUGAGACCGGAUUCAUAUACUUUACAUGCCUGAUACUGCACAAGAUGCGUAAGCAUCCCAGCAUGAUCGGCGUCAAUAUGUUUAAUGUGCUAGCCACGCGAAUCGAUUGCAUUUUGAAUAUUGUGAAAGUGUACUUCGGGACCGGAAUGCCGGGCAAUUGUGGGAAUCUGUCCAAGUUGAUAAAUGUUUUGUGUAAGACAAUUUUCGACAUACGCAACCAUGACCUGCCUGCCUCGGAAAAAGUGAAAAAGAAAAGCAACAAGAAACGGAAGAAGGGCAAGAAAAGUGCUUGCUUCCAUCAUCACGACAGCACGUCACAAUUCGGUUGUGUGUCGGAGAGUUUACUGCUACAGAUCAUGCAAUACGCUUCAACCGCCAAUUUGGUGACCACUUUCCAAUUCUUUCAACGUAACAACAUAUGCUGCUGCAAUGCCAACUUGAGCACCUUCGCCCUAAUCGUCGACAAUGCGAGAUCGAAAAGUAUUCAAAAGUCGGCGUUGAGCUUCCUCAAAAACAAUUUCCUGAAAAUAUUUUACUGCAACACCGAGUGCGCUAUGUGCGAGGUGCAAAAACGCAAAACCAAUUUCGAGUGCAAUCUCAUCGCCCUCUACAAACAAUGGUUCCACGAGCUCCGACCGUCUUUCGAACUGACAACGUUCAUGAAUCACAUCGCCAAAAUUUCCAAGUACCUCACCUUCGACGUAUCGUCCCAAUUCAUCGUCGAAAUCGUGCUACCACCGUUUCGGAUCGAAAAAGGGCGCUACAUUGAGGCAACGAAAACGGCCGUCGGCCAGGAGAUCAUCGAAUCGUGUCUCAACACAUUCCUGUGCUUUCUGAAGGAUGUCCGAUUGAUCAAAGGAUUCUUCAACACGGAAAAUGUGCAGCACAUGGAAGAUCUCCUCUUUUUUCCGGAAUUUGUCAGUCUGACGUGCUGUCUGCUCAAAAUUGGAAUCGAGAAUUUAAGCUUUCUGGGUGAGGAUGCGAGCGAACAGGCGAUCUUGUCCGGCAAAUUGCGAUCGAUGCAAUCGACCGCAAUAAUUAGUGUCAGCAAUCGAUUGAUUCUGGUGUUUGAUGAAAUAGAGCGUGAUCGAAGCAUUGGCCUCAAAGUCACCGAUAGUGAUGUGCAAAAAACCUUGGACACAUACACCAACCAAUCGAUUAUUGUUUCUCCGCUGAAAGACCUAUUGCAUUUAGCUGUAGUCUACUGGAAUUUGAUACUUCAACUAUUGCGCACCAAUGAACAAAUUAAGAAUGUCAUACAUGAAACCAUAGUGAUAGAUCCAGGUGAUUUGCAGAAUAUUGUUUUCAAUUCGUUCAGUUGUUAUCUGCACUCGAAGCAGUUGAGUGGUGGUAGUGUGUUAAACGAUCGAUUGAUUGAAGACAUUGAGGAAUGGUUGCUUGCAAACGACGGUUAUGACGCUGCCGUAAGUGACAAUGAUGCUGUGAUUGUAAACGAUUCCCUAGAUUCCCUAAUUCCGUCCGAUGUACGUAUGGGAAUAUUGGACAUUCAAUACGAUAUCGAGUAUACGAAUUUAGUGGACAGUUUUUACACAACUGGCGCGACUAUUAACAACCGAAGCCAUACAGAGUUUGCGAAUGAAGAUAGUUUUAUGGACAGUUUGAUUGUGAACGAAUGUAAUUCAGUUGACGAUGUAAAGGCAACAGUGGAAGCAGAACAUAUAAUUGUGACCGGUGUGAAGAAGAUAACAAACUUUUUGACCAACAACGUUUUCGAUCAUUUCUUUGUGAACGGAAACACUAGCGAAGUGUCGUCAGACGAUGAUGUAAAACAGGUGAACGGUGAAGCCGAUUCGUCGAAUUACGUGAAAGACUACGACACAGUGGAGGUUACCUUGUUGUUUCUGCAAUUGUUCGAGAUAACAGCGGGAGUGAUGAUACUGUCGAAUUUGGAACGAUCGAGCAGUGCCAUUCGAGAGCUUAAGUAUCUCCUCAUAGAGUAUUGCAACACUACAACCGCAUCACAACCAGAGAAUGGAACGAAACUCAUCGGAGCUCUGCUUGCUCUAUUGAAAGUAGCUGAAAUGAAGUAUCAAUGUUGCUUCACCGCAAAUUGUCAUCAUUCGUUGCCGCCAUCCGAACGAGCCCUGCAAAAUCUUGUCAACACCAACGAAAACAGUGAAGCUUAUUGCUGUUCGUCGAAAAAUCGUGCAAAUGAAGAAGAUGUCUAUUCGAGUGACAUUGAAGGCAGCGAUGACGAAAGUACUUCAUCGGACAUUUAUACCACUGCAGAUGAAGGAUACGACGUCAGAUUGGAAUUAUAUUUUCAAAAUGCAGGUUCCUUAACUCAAUACCUUUUGCAGGGUGAUGCUGAGGUGAUUCAGGACACUGAUCCCGAAACUAGCAACCGAAAUUAUAAAUCGUCACGAUAUGGAAGUCAUACUGUCCAUGAUGGGCUUUGUCGCGUUGUUAUUGACAUAUUAAUUGACUUGUCCAAACGAUGCCUGCAAGAACCACUUUUCUGGCCUAAACAUCUCAUACAAAUUGCUUCACGCUUAGGUACCAUUCGUGAAUCGAUUGGUGGAUCUCUCUAUCUCAUACGAGGAUUUUCGAAGAUUUUGGCGUCGAACGAUUCUCGUUUACGAGAGUUACAGAAGUCGAUUUUGGAACUCAUCACCGAAAUCAACACUGCCGAAACUCUGUCCGCUUACUUGAAUAUCCUCUCCGGAGAUAAUGCGCCAGUUGAUUUGCUACUGCCGCGGCUCGUCUAUUUGGGAAAAGCUGCCUACCAAGUUCAACCUACAUGCGCCUUUCAAUUUCCUAGUAUCAACGAUGAAUCCAUCAAAUCAUCAUGUGAGCCAUUAAUACUGAAGGACAUUAAACAAAUCCACGACUACCAUGAAGUGCAUAAGCAGACAACGGCCUUUACCAAGGCAUCGUAUGUCAUACCACUGAAUUGUCUCAAUUUUUCGCCGUGGAAUUCCGAUGGAUUUACUGUAACUACGUGGAUUAAUAUGGCGCCACGGUAUGGCAAGCAUAAGGUCAGGUCGAAUAGUAGUUCGGACGAAGAAGAUCCGUUCCGUGAAAUUGUUGAAGAAAAAUCAAAAUUAGAAAAGCUGCAUCUGCUAUCGGUCGGUUCCAACAAAUUGCUUUUCACCGUUUACGUGAGCCCAACUGAUAGUAGCACCGUGUUUCUUCAACUCAGCAAACCAAGCGCUCAAUAUGCGGAAAGGAAAAUUCCCAAGCUCACCCGCAGCAGUACAGAAGUAAUGCCCGAUCCAGUACCGCCUCGAAAGAAAAGCCCAUGUCCAUGCACAUCACAACAACGUCGUCGCAAAUCGUCCAGAGCCAUUUCACCCAUACAGGACGAAUUGGAAUCGAAGCCAUCGCAGUCAGCGCAGCGGGAAUAUGUAAAAAAUGGUAACGGUAAACAGGGAGACGAAACUCUUGGACUGAAUGUCUUGUCGAGCACAUAUCAUGCCGUAAAAAGCACACACAUAGCCAUUCGCAACAGCCUCAGCCAGUUCAAUCUGUUUUCGUCUACGUCUCCCGAGGAAUAUUUUACGUCACAACUGCCGCUGGAAGUGAAGGGAUUGAAACUGGCGCACAAUCAAUGGAAACAUUUAAGCUUCUCCGUACUGUUUACUGGGUCCGAGAUGAAGGUGCGAAUAAUGGUCGACGGAUCGUUUCAACGAGACCUCAGCAUUCCGUGUUCACACCAAGUGAAGAACGAUAAAUUUCAAGUGCUGUGCGUCGGUUCCAAAUUAACAUCACCCAAGCUGGUAGAGUACAUCAAUAAUGACACGACGAAACCGAAACAGCCGGAGGUGGUGUACUCAUUGUCAAAUGUACAUCUGUUUCGAACGUGUAUCCUUGAAGCUGACGUUUUAGGAAGUUUGGUUGCUCUUGGUGCAGAUUAUAUGAGUCUUACACAGUGUCAGAUUGGCAAUGUUCUACCGAACUUCGGAUUUCUAAGUUCGAUGACCAGUUUGUCCGGAAAUGUUGAUUUUACAAGAGCGAUGACAAUUCUCAAGGACAAUUUGACUGUCGUUUUCGACUCUAUGGAUGCGAACAUCGUGUCUGGCUUUACGAACCGUGCAAGCAAUAGCUUAAGUGGUGGAGAGACUAUGGGAAUGAUCACGUUCGGCUCUGGCGCCAAUUGCUUGCAGAUACCUUCGUUUCAAACUGCGACCUUGUUAUGUGGUGGCAUGGCCACUUUGUUGUUUUUGUUUGCGAAGGUGGUGGAGCUGUCCGAUUCCGAAUUCAUUCAAUCGUCGGCCCUAACAUUUCUGCUCAAAAUUGCUCAUUCAAAUCCCCAUUUGUACACGGAAUUCAUUCGAAAAGACUACACCAGCCUGAUUGGACCUGUCAUCCAUUCGACUGGCUGCAUCAAGGGAAUCAAUUUGCUCAAUAGUAUCCUAGAAACGGCCUGUGAUAAACCGGUUUUGACGAAACGAUCGGAUGGUUUCCAUGUGGUGGCAACGGCAAAUGCGAACAUUGUCCAUCCCAACUUACUGAUGUCGAUAAUUCAUCGCUACUCCGAUUGGCAUGUGCCGAAAAGUCAUGACUCGACCAUAUUGGCUACGCUUCUGGAAACGUUCCAAGCACUCGUCCGGGAAAAGCAUCCAAGGCAAGCGCAAAAUAUCCAUUGUCUCAGCAAAGCCGGACUGAUACCAGCGUUGCUCAAUUUUUGCAAAGUUCAUUUGAUCUGUGUGACGGAACCAGCGUAUUUGUCUCGCCAGGCAGCUGACUCGAUUGUCAAUUUGAUGAGUAUUUUUGCGGGUUCGCCACCCAAUCCAUCGUUGCUGGACGAUAUAAUCAAAGUGCUACUGCUGUUGCAUCGUCCCAGCGAAAGCUUUAUAACGCACGAUCGGUCGAAAUUUUACUUCUUAGUCUCGUCGAUGGUAAUGGUGAAGCAAAAGCGGAUCAGUCUGCCCAUGUCAACGCGAAAAUUAAGCAUCAACAUUCGCCGCGAGAGAAAGAACACAGUUCCGAUGCGUAAGAGUCCAACCAAGGCACCAACCAUGAGAUCUGUGUCGAUGGAUCAUUCGUUGGAUCGUUCUGGCAGCUCAAUCAAUCAAUCAGUUGAUAGAUUACCGUCCACGAAUUCGGACGCCCGGGAAUGUACGAGGAGAGAAAAUGAAGCGACCGUCGAAAAUGGGACAGCGAAAGAGAAUGAGGCGCCCGUCGAAAAUGGAACUCACCUCAAUAAUUCUGGAUAUCCUACCGCAGAUGGUCUCGAUGCUAUUGUCAGUUAUUCAGCGGCUGAUCGUCGAAUGAAAAAGUUAUUGAAGCCAGGUCAACCACCGGCGUUGCUGCUCAAUUCACAGUUCAAGAAACGGUCGUUCAUUAAAAAGAAUAAAAUGGGCAAGAGGUCACCGUCGAGUCUAAGCUCCCGGACAACAACAGACAGCGAGACUGAGAAAGAUGCGAGAGGAAAAGGAACUGUUGCGGAAAGCGGCGUUGAAGACGACAUGCAACUGGUGAAAGACUACGAAGUCAUUGCCAUCGAGGAUGUUCGUAAUUUGGAGGAGAAAACGAAUUUCAAAUUUCAGCGACAAGAUCUGCCCUUCGAGAAUACGCAGUACGGCAUAACUCAACUGCAGAAUGGACUUUUCAAUUUAUUAAAGGAUUUCAUACUGAUUCUGCCGGACGCAUCGAUACAGGAGGUUCUGUCCCAUUACGUGACCGUCGACAUCAUUUUGAUUAUGGCCAAUCACCAAGACCCAGGCGUUCGAUCGUCCAUCGUCAAAUUGUUGUCGAAUAUCUGCAAUCGGCUUGACGAAUCCGUUCACAACAAUUGCACGAAAUCGUACCAUUGGCAUCACCUGGCCAAUCAAAUCUCUCUGCACAAAGCCGACGUGAAUUUGGUCACAAACAUUGUUCAAUGGGUAACGUCGCGGGGAUUGACCUUGUCGCUGGAUCAAUUGGUUGCUGAUAACAGUGCUCGAAUCGAAGAGAAAUGCGGUCUGUACUCGUUGAUCGCUAUUCUGCCGCAAUGCAUUCAUGAUUUGAAUCUAACGCAAAAUGUGUUCACAUUCAUGGACAAAUUGUAUGCGCACGAAGCGCCCAACAUGCGACGGUUUAUGAUCGACAUUGGCAUUCUACCGUCGGUGAUUAAGGCCGUAACGAAGUUCUUUUCCGCAUGGGGCACAACAAAUCCACGAGUGCUGGGCAGCAUUGAAAGUCUAAUGGGAACGAUCAGCUACAAGUCGCUCGCAUCCAAUGGGAACAUAAGCGUCGUUUGGGAUUUAUUGAACGGCCUCUCGUUUAUGGAAGAAAGUGAAACCCCAACGGUCCAACGUUGUCUCCGAUCCACCCAGGCUGUUAUAUUAAGCAAACUACUGGAAUCGUUUUUUCCAACCGAUCGUUUGCCGACUUCUGGAAAAUUCAAAUUUAACGCUUCCGAUGUCAAUCUCACCGAAUGCCUUCUGUCACUGAGCGAGAAGAAAAUUCGCUUCGAAUUGCUCGUAAAUCGAGCCCUUCAAUUCAUCACACACAUGGACUCGUCGUACAUCCAGACCGACGAGGAGAUCCGAUUAAUUGAAUCGAUGGUCAUUUUAUCAGUCAGUGGAUGUCCACAUGGCAAUAACAUCAUCGGCUGGGGUUUGUGUCCGUCUAGACCGUUGCCGUUGAAAAUAUUCAUCAUCCGAAAACUGUGGCAGCACUCGCGGUCCAACGUUUUGCCCACUUUAGCCUGUGAUGGCAAGGUUGUCAAAACCAUGGCCCAUAAGUUUAUGCAAACCGACGGACCCAUUUUAUCGGCAGAUGAUUUGGAAAUCUUGACAAAUGUAUGCAACGCCAUGGGAAUAUCGGCUGCGACGGCUUCAAAUUUGUCGCAAAUGUUGGAGAAAAUGGAAUUCGCACGAAAUUCGAGCAUCAAAGAUCAGGCACCAUCAAUCGAACGGACUGUUUUCAAAUUUGAGACGAUCGUUCAACACUGCAUCGAUUCGGCCAUGAAAAUCACCAGAGACGUGGUCGAGAUACAGAACAUGGAGCGACGAGUCUUAAUGAAUGCGAUGCGACGGUGUGACGAAAGUGGUCUGAGCAGAGAAUGGAACAAAAUUAUCGAACGGAUGACGCACGAAGGCGCGCCGUGGUGGAACGAAGAGAAGUAUCCGACGUCCUUUGAAAUGGAUCAAACGGAAGGUCCAUGCCGAGCGCGCAUUCGACUCAAAAGAUGCCAUUUGAACAUUGGCCGCAAAUUUCUAGUGUCCGAUGAUAAGCCAGCAAGCGGUCAAGAUAAUCGAAAUGCACCGCUGUCGUAUUUGGGGAAAUGUUUGGUUCAACGGCCUCAUUAUUCGCUAAGCGAUCAAGUCAUUUACACGUUUCCAUGCAAACAUCUGCCGGUUGACAGCGAAGUUGAUGGUGAAAUGGUGGUCACCGAGAGUCACGUAAUUUUCCUGGCCAACGAAUUGGACAAGGCUCCGAUUAUUAUCGACGUGUCCCAAGUGGCGGAAAUUUGGCUGCGACGCUAUCAGCACCAAGAGAUUGGAAUGGAAUUUUUCCUGGAAACGAACAUUUCGAAAUUCUUCAUUUUUGCGCACACCAACGACCGUGACAUCAUAAAGAAUUACUUCGCCGACAAGGUGGUCCAAUGUCCGGGUGCAUCCAAACUGGCCAUAGUGACCCAACAGUGGAAAGAACGACAGCUCACGAACUGGGAGUAUCUAAUCGCUUUGAAUCAAAUAUCCGGCCGCACGUUCCAAGACCUAAUGCAAUAUCCCGUGUUCCCGUGGAUUCUGGCCGACUAUAGAAGCGCCACACUCGACCUGACCAGUCAGAAAUCGUUUCGUAAUUUGGGGAAACCGAUUGCCGUACAACAUCCCGAAAAUGAGGCGCAUUACAUCAGCAAUUAUAACUAUUUGGAACAGGCUCGAAUGGCUUCGUCGGCUACUGGACUGAAUCAAUUCCUUCCGUACCAUUACAGUUCACAUUAUUCGAAUUCGGGAGUGGUUUUGCACUUCAUGGUACGCGUGCCUCCGUUCACGCACUUUUUCCUGCAUUAUCAAGACAACAAUUUCGACUUACCGGAUCGUACUUUCCAUUCGGUUGAUACUACCUGGCGGCUAGCCAGCAAAGAAUCGCCAACCGAUGUGAAGGAAUUGAUUCCCGAAUUCUUCUGCUUUCCGGAAAUGUUUGAGAAUUUCGAGCGGCUAAAUUUUGGCGUUCGUCAGUCGGGUGAACCGGUGUACGAUGUCAUUCUACCGCCGUGGGCCAAUCAAUCGAGCCGUCUGUUCGUGCUCAUUCAUCGGCAAGCACUGGAAUGUGAAAAUGUUCGGCAAAAUUUGCACAGAUGGGUGGAUUUGGUGUUCGGCUAUAAACAAAUGGGUCAGGAUGCCGUCGAUGCCAUUAACGUCUUCCAUCCAGCCACGUACAUUAGCUUCUCGAUGUCUGGAGUUUCGGAUCCGGUCGAAAAAACUGCUCUGGAAACGAUGGUUCGAACGUAUGGUCAAAUGCCACGUCAACUGCUAACGACACCACAUCCGUCUUCAUCGUUGCUUAAAUCGCCGCGCCCAUCGAUCAGACUACACAAUUUCCCAGUGAAGGGACUCAGUUGGGGCACGUUUACCGGUUCGCCUGAACUGUCUGAACCCGAAAUGGUCCGGUUCUACGAGCAGUAUGACCUUGAAUUUUCGAGUUUGGUUUCUCUUGUCGACACGAAUGUCUUGUACGGUCUGGCGGACCGCUGUAAUAUUAUGCAGGGUAAUGAGUCGGACACAAUUAACCUGAUUUCGUGGAAUGGCGGCGACGGAAUUAUCGGUAUACGACCGCUGUGCGAUGAAAGCUCAGCGACGAAGCCGUUAAUUCGGGAAUGCAAUUACGAUAGAGUCAGUUGCUGCGGUACAGAUCCUCAGUCCAAUCAGUUAUGGCUGGGACACAAAUCUGGCCGAAUUUCUGUGUAUCAGUGUCUAAGCAGCUCACAUUCCAAAUUGAACAAAAGUCGACUGUUAAACUCAUCCAUCAGCAGAUUGUCCUACAAUUCUGUGUUUCAGAAAAUGUCGUCCAAAGGAGGUAAAACCGAAUCAAUUGUCGACGCGGAUUCCGUGUGUCAUUUGCUUUUACAUUCGAUAGAGAUCGCCAAUUUGCCGGAGCUACAGAAUGAGUCUGCAAACAAAUGGAAGGAAGUUGUUGUCCUGAUCAAACACACCAACGAAGUGACUCAAAUCACCAUAUCAAAUCAAUUCAAAGUCGUCGUUUCAGUGGCAAAAGAUGGCUUGGCAGCUAUUUGGGAUCUGAACAACUUGCAGUUCAUUCGCUCCAUCGCUCCUCCAUCCAUUUGCAAAGCACCGAUUUAUUUGACAGCAGUAAGUCCAACAUUGGGCGACAUCAUAACUAUUCACAUAAUCGACACGAAUGCUCCGAACGCUUCCGACGACGAUCCAGACGCAACGAAUGAGUGUCUGGAAGCCACCGAAACUAUCGCCGACGAUUUUGUUACCGUUCCGACCGAGAUGAAUGGAAAAUCGUUGAUGCGGCUGCACACCAUCAACGCCAAAUACAUCACCCACAUAUCAAUCACCGAACCGAUCAAGUGUGUCAGCUAUUCGUUCAUCAAGGAAGGGACUGGAAUCAAUGCAAUUGCAACCGGUUUCGAUGGUGGCAUUGUACGGCUGUGGUCCAGUUGGGAUCUGACGUUGAUUAAGGAAAUAAAUGUUGGCCAGGGAAAUGUGCUGAGUCUAUGCUACUCCACCUACCAACAUCUGGUCGUUUUGACUUCACAAAAUAUUAUUCAAGUAUGGGAAUCACAUGGACUUCCGGGAAAUAUGCCAAAACUUCCACAACUAUUUUUUCAUAAGCGCAAUUAAGGACGAACAAAAUCAAUUAUAGUUUUUUUUGUAUAUUAUAGUUAAGUGAACAUUGUGUACUUAAAAUAAAGUCUUAGCAAUAACAACGAA